AUGGUUGGUCGUUCAACGUUACGUAAUCGACACCAUGCCAACCGCCCUUGCGUUUCAACUACUCCAUCAACACCUGCUAGUUCUGCGCGAUUCAACGAUAGGAAAAGGAGUAUAGAAUAUGGUAGAAUAACUACGCAAAUUCAUCCGGUUUGGCCAGAAAUGCCUCAAGGACAAGGUGAAUUAUUCUUCGAAUGCACGCUGUUUCUUUAUUCCGUGUUAGCACUCUUUUUGCAAUAUCUCAAUUUAUAUAAGACAAUGUGGUGGUUGCCAAAAUCAUAUUGGCAUUAUUCACUGAAAUUUCAUUUAAUUAAUCCAUAUUUGCUAUCGUGUAUUGGUCUUUUACUUGGCGUACGGGUGACAAAAUGUUUUUGGAGAACGAUAACCGAACUAGCAACGAAUGCUAGACAAGAUAGCUCGAAAGCUCAUUGCUUAUUAUGGGAUAUCAUAGAGUGGGCAGCUGUUAAAACACCGAUGUUUACGAUGGUUGUAACGUCAUUCUUGUUCAGUUUUUCACGUGUUUAUUUCGAUUUUCCCUUUAAAUCGUUACUCUAUUUUGGUCAUCCGGUUCUUUUCUUCUUAUAUUUAUUCCACGAUAGCAUAUCAUAUAAAAUGCGCUAUUAUGCUACAAAGUUGUGGUUUAUUCUUAAUGGAAGGUCGCUAUCGGAAAUAUCGAAAGUAACUGCUACGUAUCGUGGUGGUGUUAUGCAGCCACCCAUACUUAUUGAUGUUGAUAGUGUUGUGCAUGUAUGUAGCACUAAUCCAUUACAGAUACGUGAAGAAGUUUCGAUUUUAAUGAAAGAUUUUGGUUUACGAAUCAAGCAUUGUUUCUUUUCUGGUCUAACAACAGCAUAUCUCUCAAUUUUUGUACCAUGUGUAUUUACACCUCAACGAUCGCCAUCAGGCUUACCACAAUAUAUGUACAUUGAUAUUUUAUGGGUCAUGGAACUAUUUUGUGUCGUGUUUUUAACGUCGUUUUCGCUUUAUGCAGCAUAUUUGCUGCCAUUACAAUACUGCGAUUUGAUACAUCGUUGUGCAGCACAUCUUGGAAAAUGGGAACGGUUGGAUCGGUUAACUAUAGCUACAAUUAGUAGCAAUAGUAAUGAUGUUAGUAGUGGUUAUAAUAGUACUAGUAUUAGUGGCAGUAGUUGUAGCAGCACUAUUAGCAGUGGCAGUGGUGCACCUGCUGAAGGUGAUGGUAGUUCGAUACAAACAAUGAUUUCCACCUCAACAAAUAUGUAUGCAGAGUGGUCCGAACGUGAUGACCUUUAUGCAGAUGGUUCGAUUGUUCGUCAUCGUGGAGAGUUUUAUAAAGCUGUUAAUAUUGUUGGUACGCUAGGUGUUGCAGCUGAACCCGGAAAUUCAGACCAUUCUCGUCUUUAUCGAAUUGGUGGUGAUCCAGUUACUCUGAUCAGCACAAUGGCAAUUUUUCAAGUUGUUUUAAUUGCUAUACAAUUUUGGAUGUUAGUAUUGACGACGGAUUGGCAACAUAUCGUUACGCUCGUGCUACUUAUAUUUGCAAAUUACCUCUUACUGGCAAAGACAUUUAAAGAUCGUGUGAUUAUUGGAAGGAUUUAUAAGCCUUCUCCUGAAGAUCUGCAAUUAAUUAAGCAGAUGCAACAAUAUGAAUAA
Messenger RNA from Cercopithifilaria johnstoni, 1629 nucleotides. The record is from the annotation of a GenBank genome assembly. Lineage: Eukaryota; Metazoa; Nematoda; Chromadorea; Rhabditida; Onchocercidae.